UUCUCACAGCUAUGUACGACAAUAUUAAUUAAUAUUUGAAGAUAAUGAUUAAAACUAUAUAUCCGGGAAUUUUGAAUGAUAUCACAUAAUGCGAUUGGAUCCGUCGAGGGAAUCCCCAAGACAAACAGUGAAGCAUAAUUAUACGACAUUAUACGACAUUAUACGACUACGACAAAUAAAAGAAAACAAGAAGAAACAGGCAAGGAGGAACAUGAUAACAUGCUUUAGCAGUAGUAAGCGAAUCAUUCAAUGCACGGUACGCGCAUACAUAUAUCAGUUUUUCUCCGAAUUUCAUGCGAAUCUGACGCUCAAUAAAUAUUGCGGCUUCAAGAAAAUCGAUAAUCAUAAACAUGUUUUCCGGCAGAACUGAUCUCCCGAUACUUUGGCUAACGUUCGCAUUAGCAUGUAUAUUCGUGAAACCAGUGUUUCUUUACGUGCUGCCAGAUCCGACCUUCGAAGUACUAAAGCCGCAAGGCCUUCGAGUUUCUAUACCUGAUGCAUCGGGCUUAAGAAUAUUUGGUUUCCACGCUAACGUGAAUAAGGCAAUUCGCGCUAACGAAAACGGCGAAAUUGCCGGUAAUGUCUAUUUAGCGACAAACGGCAACUGGAUUUUCGAGGAUCCGGAAGUGACUAUAAAAAAAAGAGAUGUACUUCAUUAUUGGAUUUAUGCGCAAGUGGAUGGGACUCAUUACAAAAACAACGUCAAGACGUGGAGGCAGUCCUCAGUGGGAAAUCAAGGAAUGGGCAGCCAAGAAACUACGGAGAGCUCUACAUCAAGAAAUGAAACUCCGAUAGGUCGGCUAUUGCUCGAGGAUAAUUUCAAUUCUUUUAACGCGUCAUUAUGGAAACGCGAAAUAAAGAUGCCUUUAAAACCGGAUUAUGAGUUCUGCGUAUAUCACAAUGAGAACCAUCAGCAGCUUGUGCAAAUUGAUAAUGGCCAAUUACUCAUAAAGCCGCUUAUAUUAGAGGAUUUGUACGGCGAGAACGCGACUACGUAUGGAAAAUUACAACUCAGUAGGUGUACCAGCACGAACGCUGACGAAUGUUUGCGGCAGGCAUUAUCAUAUAGCAUUCUCCCACCUAUUAUAUCUGCGCGUCUUACCACCAAGGAACGUUUCGUUUUGCGAUACGGAAAAAUCGAAAUACGUGCGAGGUUUCCUCAGGGCGACUGGCUAUAUCCAGAAAUGUGGCUGGAGCCAAAAUAUUCUACGUACGGUGCGAAUUAUCCCAGUGGCCGUGUUCUUUUGGGUAUAUCGCGGGGCAACGAAAACCUGGUAAAUGCCACAAAUGUUUCGAAAAUUUACGAUGCCCGAAGAUUAGAUUUUGGUGUGAGAGUAGGCACGUCUCCCAAUAUUCGAGAAAUACUCGUAUCGAAGAUACACGAAUUCGGACCGCGAUGGACGAAGGAUUUUCACGUAUACACGACCAUUUGGACCAGCGACGGUUUCACCUUUUUGGUCGAUGGCGAGGAGAUCGGUCGAGUGAGACCUGACGGAGAAGGAUGGAUGAGUGGUCCUAACGUAGGCAGGAAAAAUGCUCCAUUUGAUCAAGAGUUCUAUAUUACUCUCGGCGUUGGUGCGGGUGGAAUGCGUGUAUUUCCGGAUAACACGACCAGUUCUGGAUCGCCAAAACCAUGGAGAAAUAUAGGCGCUAAGGCAUUGUUGAAUUUCUGGAACUCUCGAAACGAAUGGCUGUCAAGCUGGAGACAAGACGACGGCAAAAAGACUGCUUUUGCUAUAGAUUACGUGAAAGUGUGGUCUCAUUGAAUUAUUGCGUUUACGUCUAUAUGUAACUCAUUUCUUAUUAUUCGUAUCAUUUUUCUUAUCAUUCGUAUUUUUUUUGUAGCGAUAGAUCUCUUAGACUUUCUCGAAUGACAUAUGUACAAGUAGCCAUUCGAUAUCGUUGUAUUAAGCAUUAAUAAAAAUUGGCAAGUCAAUUAUCUUCUAAUUCAACGAUGACAAAAGAUUACAAUGUUGCCAGCGAUAUUAUAUUCUAAUACUUGAGAUGAGAGUCUCACCGCGAGAUGUAAAAUCCUUUUCGCUUGUAUAACGCAAUUCAAGAAUUUUGUAAUUGUAGUGCAUUGUUUCUCUGCAAAAGAGAGUGAACGAUAUUAUCCGCGAAAUCGGAAAGAAAUUCAGGGUCGCCCAGAGCUGGUUCUACCUUUAAUGCCUCUUCCAUUAACCGCUCAGACGAUCAUCCUCUGAUAAUAUUCCUACAUGAAUAUAAAAAUUUCUUAAACGCGAUGUUUACGAAGGACAUGUUUUCCACGUUUAGCACAGCAGAUUUUCCAAAGCGAUAUCAUUAUUCAUAGAUAUAUUCGCUGAUUAUAACUUCCCCUACAUGGCAUUUUGUUCUCUUUUAGCAUCUCAUCUCUCUCCUUCUUAACAUAGAAUUUUUAUAUAUCCUUAUAUAUAUUAUCCUUAUACAAAAAUAAAUAAAUAUAUCUAUUAUAUUUCUCAUUUAAAUCUUAUAUAGAUAUAAGAAAAUAAUAAAAAAAAUAAUUCAUCAUAUAUAUCAUAUUUCGAAGUUUACAUCAUUACAUCAUUGUAUGGAAUGUAAUAACGUAGGUAUCUUGUAGAGCUAAAAAUACCGUACUAGAUUUGAUAUAUUGUGGCAACUAGCUAUUAAGGUCAUCUUAUGUAAGUCUUAUUUAAAAAAUUAAAAAAAAAAAAA
Messenger RNA from Formica exsecta, 2673 nucleotides. Its product is annotated as beta-1,3-glucan-binding protein-like. Gene Ontology annotation, molecular function: carbohydrate binding; hydrolase activity, hydrolyzing O-glycosyl compounds. The record is from RefSeq and is a predicted model, not a curated record. The transcript has 8 exons. The coding region runs from base 351 to 1766 and encodes 471 amino acids. Gene Ontology annotation, biological process: carbohydrate metabolic process. Lineage: Eukaryota; Metazoa; Arthropoda; Insecta; Hymenoptera; Formicidae.